AAUGGUAGGAAGGGGAAGACAAACAUCAUAUUCAGGUAAUUAAUUUACUAAUUGGGUUGGUUGACCUUCGACCUAGCAUAACAAGGAAAAGUUAACAGAAUAGAGACUUUUCUUUCUUCCUUGUGUAUCUGUAUACAUUUAUAUUCCCUUCAACACGCAUUCUCUCUCAUCAGAUUUCGUGUUGAGUGGUUAUUACAUUAAUUCUCUUCAAUCCCUGGUCAGAGCCACAAAAAUGAAGGUGAGGAGCUUCUUCCCUUAAUCUUAUUCUAAAAAAUGAAUCAUCCUCAGCUUUUCUCCUAUCAUUUUCUUUGGUUUUUUAUUAUCUUUAAUUAUUGGUGUUCUUGAAACAUCUAAAUUUAUUGGUUUUCUUUCUGCUUAUCAUGAAUAUAUAUAAUAAUCAAUCCCUGAUGUGGGUUUCUUUCUUCGAUUCUUGCUUUGGUCAUAUCCUGAUGAUUGCUAUGAUGUUGGUUUUUCACUUGUCCUUGAAGAUUCUAUGCUGAUAAUCAUACCAGUUACUGUGUAGACACUGAAAGAAGAUAGUUUCUUUUCUGGGGUCUGUUGCGGGCUUAGUCAUGGACAGGAAUGUUUUCCUUGUAUGGGACAUAGAUAUGUCUUUUACUGUUGUUUUCUUUUGUUUCAGAAAGUUGUCCUGAAAUUGGAUUUACAUGAUGACAAAGGAAAACAGAAGGCCAUGAAAGCAGUUUCUUGUCUAUCAGGUGUCGAUUCUAUAGCUAUGAACAUGAAGGAGAAGAAAUUAACGGUGACCGGAGACAUAGACCCUGUUGAAGUGGUGAGCAAGUUAAGAAAACAAUGGUCCACACAGAUUGAGACAGUAGGACCUGCAAAAGAAGAGAAAAAGGAUGAUAAAAAGAAAGACGAGGCCAAGAAGGAGGAUGACAAGAAGAAAGAAAAAGAUCAAAACCAACAGAUACAAGAUCUUGUUAAUGCCUACAAGAACUACAAUCCUCACUACACUAAAUAUUACCAUGUGAUGAGUGCAGAGGAGAACCCAAAUGCCUGUACCAUUUGCUAAAUUAGGGAUUUGGUAUGUAAUCAGCUGUUGUUAAAGCAUAUUGGACAUAAAGUAAACCCAGAAAAAGGUAUUUCAUUUCUUCCUUGUAGUGUAGACUAUGAUCAUAUAUACUGGGAUUGAUGAUUGUAAUUGGUGUGGUUUAGACUCCAAUGAAGUUCUGCAUAGAGUACAGAGAAACUAAUUAAAUAAAUUCAGGUUUCAAAA
Molecule: messenger RNA, 1237 nt
Organism: Rubroshorea leprosula
Lineage: Eukaryota; Viridiplantae; Streptophyta; Magnoliopsida; Malvales; Dipterocarpaceae
Source: the annotation of a GenBank genome assembly